Motacilla alba alba is the source of this 2937-nucleotide messenger RNA. RefSeq lists its product as uncharacterized. Lineage: Eukaryota; Metazoa; Chordata; Aves; Passeriformes; Motacillidae. Bases 1619 to 2350 code for a protein of 243 amino acids. The record is from RefSeq and is a predicted model, not a curated record. The transcript is spliced from 3 exons.
CUGCAGGGUGAGGAGGGUAGCAGAGAGCAGGAGGGCCAGCCUGCUAUUCCCAGGGGGAUGUAAGGAGGUAUGACAACGGCCCAGGAUCCUAGAUCAUGGCUUUUUCAAUGGAUUCUGGCCACUCCACUGCCACUCCCCAUCAGUGUGUCAUGGCUCAGGUUCAGCUGAGAGCAUCAUGACAGUCUUGUUCACUCUGGGUGCCAGAGGAGUAGCUCAGAUAUCCAAACUCUCACCAGCUAUCCCUUCUGAGAUGCUCCAAGGCAGAAACAACAUCCUCACAGCUGCUCCAGAUCAAAAAGCCCUUUGGGGGUAAUGUCCUGCUUCCAACUCUUCUGUUUUGACUGAGCAAAGGGUACAGCUUCAGUUCCUUGCUCUGCAGCCUUUACUCUUCAGCAUUCUGGGCAGUCCCUGUAACUGGCACUGCCCCUGUGUGCUCUGCAGGGAGCUGUGCUGGCUCCAUCAGCCCUGCAAAUGACAGUGAUCUCCUAGGACACAGCACUGGAGCCUUGGCUCUGUUCUUGGAAGUUGUCAUUGAAACUGUAGGGUUUUGUUUCAGGGUUUAAAUUCAUAGCCAGGGAUCUGUUUGCCACUUGAACUGUUUUAGGACUGCUGUUUACUCUAGGGUCAUCAAGGAAUUGAUGUGCUUAGGAGAGAAGAGCUAUGCUCAAGGCACAAAUUUCUUUAUUCAUUAAUUUUGGUUAAGGAAUGAAAAAGCCACAGAAUUAGGCACUAUAAGCUGUUCAUGUUUCAGUAGAACAAAGUGGUAUUUAAUCUAAAAUAAUCUCCGUACUGCAUGGACAGUAAAAGAUAAGCCAUGCUUCUGAAAUUUGAGAAGAAACAGAAAGAAGAUUGCUAUUCUUAGCCUGAUAGCACUGAAAAUGUUUCCUAGAAGAGAAAAUGUUCCUUUUUCCUAAGAAACGAAGCUGAUACAUGCUCAAACCUAUUACCAUGGGAAAUUCAAAUCCCUUGCUGGAAAACAUGGAAAAAUUCUAACUGUUCUCUUCAGCUUCCUUGUUGGUUAUAAAAAUACAGAAAUCCAGAGAACUAAUCCUAAUCUUCCAAACCUAGCCACUUAAAAAAAAAAAUAAUUAUCUAUGUUGCUGCACUCUUCAUUAGAGUACCUGUUGCCCAUUGCUUCUGUAACAAUGGUGUGGAAACAUCUUUCCAAACAGACAAGGAGUAAAGGAGUCUGGUCUAAUUUGCACAUGGCAAAGUUUCCAAGGUGAGGUGGGGGAAGACACAGAGCAGGGGGUGGGACAGAAUGUUUAUCAGCUCUGCUGACAAAGACACAUCGAGAUUCAGCAGCUGGGGGGGGUUGGUUGGUUGGUUGAACUGGAAAACGCUCCUGCUCCCAAGCUGUGAGAGUAAUUACACACUGCCACAGCACAACAGGCUGGGCGGGAUAUCCUACACCUUCAAAUGAGCCCUUUGACAAAACAUCAAUGCAAAGGCUGUUCUGUGACUCCCUGGAGCCCUCCCACCAGCCCUGGGGUAAUUCAUUUCCACAAACAGAACUGAUCCCCUCAACCUGUUGGGAUGGGUGCGAAGCCAGCUGCCUGCUGUGCCCUUCCUGUUAUUCUGGGACAGGAGUCAGACUUGGGGCCGAGCCCACGCUGGGAUGGCUCUGCCCAAGGUCACCACCAGCCCUCGCUGUGUGUGGCUCGUUGAUGCCUGCCAUGCUUCAUCUGGAGAGGAACUGGGGGCAAAGCACACCGGUGAGCACACGGAUCACUCACCCAGCUGGGUCCAGGCUUGUUUUUCAGACGGAGCCAUGGCUUGGGAAAAGGCUGGGGCUUCUUGGCAUUGGAAACAGAAGUCUUUUGUUUAUAGACCAAGCAAUAGCAGCAUCAUCUUUCCUCAGACUGACCUGCCAGCACAUCUCUGUCUUCUGCCACCUUUAGGGCACAGUGGAGUGCAGGCUGCACAGCACAUUCAGUUUUCCAUCUCUUGGAGAAGGCUACCAACAAAAAUACCAAGGAGUGCCAGCUGCAUCACCACUGACAAGCUUAAAAAAGCAAACAUGGACAGUGAUUAUGUCACUGCAGAAGAGAACUGUGCUGCUGGAGCCAGGAAGCUGGCUACAAAGGUCAGAAUUACACUCCUCAACAUCCCCCGAAAUCAUCAUUUUACUUCUACUCACCCUAGCAACCACAGAUUAAGGAAUACAUCCAUGGAACUCCCUGCAGAGCACCGCAGUACUGGAGCAGCCACACCUGCAGGAGGAAUCCACAACACUACCCACUGGCAAACACAAGUGAAACACCAUUCUGCUCCCAGGCAUGCCCUUACUCCACCUGCUUCUACAGAGAUUUGCCUUAACUACUGUUCAAAAUCAGUGGCACUGACAUAACAUCAUGAUUGUGUAGCAAAACCUAUCAUCCAAUCAGCUUGGAUGAUUGCAAAUAUCCUGCAAAACAUCUACUUUGAAUAAAAACAUGGAUGUUAAAUACAAAGUUUUUCUCCACACCAGCCUAGUGAAGGCACUGCAGAAGACAGUAUGAUGUCUGAAAUACAUAAUGUCCUCACAAAGCAGCACUGCAUUCCCUGCUUUAACCUCAUGGGCAUAAGCUGAAAUUCCAGAGUACUAAACAGAAGAGCAAGUAGCUCUCUGUAUGUAUAAACCAUGAUCUGCAUGUUUAUACAAGCACACAGCCCAGUCCCAGAUGGGCCCUCUGUGUACAUAACAGUUACCUGCUUUGGUUUUGCUUUUAAAAUUUUGGUGCUAACUUGGGUCUGACCAAGCCAAAUCAAUCCUGUCUGUUCAGGUUUCAAGGCCCUUGACUAUCUUCUCAUGUUUUUCCUCUCAUUAGCUACUUGCUCUUUGUUGGGAGCUUGAGGCUGGUAGAGCCUUGAUCAAGUAAGUUGUGAUCACAGUAAAUUCACAAGUGGCUGCAGUUUGAACACUUAAAAGUAAAGCCAUUAAUUGUCUUGAAAAGC